AUGUCUUUUCGUGGAAGAGGAGGAAGAGGAGGUGGCUUCAAUCGUGGAGGAGGAGGUGGUGACAGAGGUGGCUUCAGUCGUGGAGGAGGUGGCGGUGACAGAGGUGGCUUCAAUCGUGGUGGACGAGGUGGCUUUGGCCGGGGAGGUGGACGAGGAGGCUUCAACAGAGGCGGAUAUGACCAGGGACCUCCAGAAAGGGUAGUUUUGUUGGGAGAGUUCAUGCAUCCGUGUGAAGAUGACAUUGUUUGUAAAUGUAAAACAGAAGAAAACAAGGUGCCUUAUUUCAACGCCCCAGUGUACUUGGAUAAUAAGGAACAGAUUGGCAAAGUGGAUGAAAUCUUUGGACAGCUGAGAGAUUUUUAUUUUUCAGUGAAACUGUCUGAGAACAUGAAAGCCUCUUCAUUUAAAAAAAUGCAAAAGUUUUACAUUGAUCCAGCGAAGCUGCUGCCCCUUCAGAGAUUUUUGCCAAGGCCACCUGGAGAAAAAGGUGGUCCUCCCAGAGGAGGUGGUAGAGGAGGACGUGGUGGUGGACGUGGAGGAGGAAGAGGCGGUGGUAGAGGAGGAUUUGGGGGAGGAAGAGGUGGAGGAAGAGGAGGAGGAUUCAGAGGAGGAAGAGGUGGAGGAGGAGGAAGAGGUGGUGGAGGAGGCUUUCGGGCAACAGGCAGAUUCAAAUGGGUGAAAGAUGCAGGAUGUCUGUUUUGGAAAUCUGAGGAGCAGGAGCGAAUGCUCUACGAGUUUCAUGGGUUAGAGAAGGGAGAGCUCUUCAGGUGUGCCCCCUUUCUAUGGGAUGGCUAUAUGUGCCUGUGUCACUGCACCCUUAUUGCUACUCAGCAGACACAGCUCUAG
Molecule: messenger RNA, 846 nt
Organism: Antrostomus carolinensis (chuck-will's-widow)
Lineage: Eukaryota; Metazoa; Chordata; Aves; Caprimulgiformes; Caprimulgidae
Gene: GAR1
Product: GAR1 ribonucleoprotein
Exons: 7
Coding region: 1-846 (281 amino acids)
Biological process (GO): ribosome biogenesis; snoRNA guided rRNA pseudouridine synthesis
Cellular component (GO): box H/ACA snoRNP complex
Molecular function (GO): box H/ACA snoRNA binding
Source: RefSeq, a predicted model, not a curated record